Xiphias gladius (swordfish) is the source of this 1581-nucleotide messenger RNA. It is a transcript of the gene cdk9, whose product is annotated as cyclin-dependent kinase 9 (CDC2-related kinase). Gene Ontology annotation, molecular function: ATP binding; cyclin-dependent protein serine/threonine kinase activity. The transcript has 9 exons. Bases 55 to 1359 code for a protein of 434 amino acids. NCBI's taxonomy places the organism in Eukaryota, Metazoa, Chordata, Actinopteri, Istiophoriformes, Xiphiidae. The record is from RefSeq and is a predicted model, not a curated record. Gene Ontology annotation, cellular component: nucleus. Gene Ontology annotation, biological process: protein phosphorylation.
UUGUAUUUAAACGUAGCAUACGUCAUUGUACAGCAGUCUGGGAACGGGAUAGGGAUGCAGCGAGAUAGAACAAGCAACGCCGGCGGAGCUGAAAAGCCCGACCGGGAGGCCGCCAUAAUGUCCAAAUACUACGAUGGCGUUGAAUUUCCUUUCUGUGAUGAGUUCUCCAAAUAUGAAAAAAUGGCCAAAAUAGGACAGGGCACAUUUGGGGAGGUGUUUAAAGCGAAGCACAAACAGACCGGGAAGAAGGUCGCACUGAAGAAAGUUUUGAUGGAAAAUGAGAAAGAAGGAUUAAAUGACAUUUCAACGUCAGUAUCGUUGAAUUCAUUUCCAUUCCCUGUAGCAACGCCAGUUUACCAAAGCCAGGCAGUGUCCAACCUGUGUCAAACCUUGGUCAAGAGGAGGGUCAUGGAGUUUCCAAUCACAGCAUUGAGAGAAAUCAAGAUCCUGCAGCUGCUCAAACACGAGAAUGUGGUCAAUCUGAUUGAGAUCUGCAGAACCAAAGCUACACAGUUCAAUAGAUACAAAGGCAGCAUCUACCUGGUGUUUGACUUCUGUGAGCAUGACCUGGCCGGGCUGCUGAGUAAUGCCAAUGUAAAGUUCACCCUGGCAGAGAUUAAGAAGGUCAUGCAGAUGCUGCUUAAUGGACUGUACUACAUACACAGAAAUAAGAUCCUUCACAGAGACAUGAAGGCUGCCAAUGUGCUCAUCACCAGAGACGGUGUCCUGAAGUUGGCUGACUUUGGUUUGGCUCGUGCCUUCAGCCUGGCUAAAAACAGCCAGGGUAACCGCUACACAAACCGUGUGGUCACACUCUGGUACCGACCUCCAGAGCUGCUGCUAGGUGAGCGAGACUACGGCCCACCCAUUGACCUUUGGGGAGCGGGCUGUAUCAUGGCAGAGAUGUGGACCAGAAGUCCUAUCAUGCAGGGAAACACAGAGCAGCAUCAGCUCACUCUUAUCAGCCAGCUUUGUGGCUCCAUAACUGCUGAGGUUUGGCCUGGUGUGGAUACAAAAUACGAGCUGUACCAGAAGAUGGAGCUGCCGAAAGGCCAGAAGAGGAAAGUGAAGGAUCGUCUCAAAGCCUAUGUCAAAGACGCGUACGCUCUGGACCUUAUUGACAAGCUCCUGGUCCUUGACCCGGCAGUGCGCGCAGACAGCGACGAUGCGCUAAACCAUGACUUCUUCUGGUCCGACCCCAUGCCAUCAGACCUAAAGAACAUGCUCUCGACCCACAACACCUCCAUGUUUGAAUAUCUGGCCCCACCCAGACGGAGAGGCCACAUGCCCCAGCAGCAGCCCAAUCAGAACAGAAACCCAGCUACCACAAGUCAGACCGAAUUUGAUCGAGUGUUUUAGUGGUUGAAGAAGUUUAUGGUGGGGCUGUCACUUUUUUAAAUUUCCAUUGCUCGACUCGUUUCUUGCGCCUCUGCCGCCUACUAGGGAGGCAAGCUAGCAGGUGAAUCCUCAGAUUUGUUAUUGUUGUGGAGUUACAGUGUUUUUUACAAAGUUGGCAGACAGCCUUAUCUUUGUUGUUUGGGUUUGUCGACCUUGAUUAAAGAACGCUUCUGUCUGUUUGAA